Messenger RNA from Asterias rubens (European starfish), 4906 nucleotides. Its product is annotated as UPF0739 protein C1orf74 homolog. The transcript is spliced from 2 exons. NCBI's taxonomy places the organism in Eukaryota, Metazoa, Echinodermata, Asteroidea, Forcipulatida, Asteriidae. The coding region runs from base 513 to 1355 and encodes 280 amino acids. The record is from RefSeq and is a predicted model, not a curated record.
GUAAGUGUAUUUAAGGCUUCCUCAAGUUUACCUUCUAUACAUCCAAUGUAACAAUAUCGACCCAUUCUGUGUCAUUAUUUUGUGGAAGAUUAACAGACAUGGAGCAGUGCAGGCUAGGUCCACGGAGGAUCCCUCUAGGAGGAGGCGAAUGCAGCUGCUCUGCUGCAACGGCGUGAAACCGAUAUAUAUAAGUGAAGAGAGGACUAGGGGUAGUUUAAACCAUUACACGGCGAUUAAUACUUCGGAUACUUCUUCGUGUUAAUUGUUGAUAAACAACAAGUGAAGUGUGCGAUGGGGACCAAAGAUCGUAUAGCGCCGCGUAUGGGGACUGCUCUCUACCUCCUUGGUCUAGUGGAAAGGCAGGAGAACCUUUUGAGAGGAACCAAACUUAGCAAAAGAAAAUGUAGCAAUGGAGGUUCCCCAGAUUACACGGGAUAAAUUAAAGCUUUGCAAUUGCACUGAACUUGAAAAAGGAUUUUGGGUUGCUCCCUGUCAAAAGCAGAUUUUUUGGAAUGUCUUCUUCAGCAGAGCACAUCAUAAAACGGCAUCUGACGAAAACUGCCCGCAAAAACUGGCAAAGCAUACUCGAUGACAUCAAAGCCGUCUGCGAUGGAAUCAAGCCUAGUUUACUUUACGACUACUCCCGUAUGGAUCCCAUUGAGCUCUCUAAGAUGGUGAUCGAGCUUUCAUCCUCCUGCCGCUCAGAUACUUUUAAAAAGCAGCUAAAAGUCUUGCGUCUUGGAGAAGACACAUUCCUUGCCAAUAUCCCUCAUUUGCAAGCAGUACUACAAGAGACUCAUCAAUUUCUUGGGGAGGAUGGCAGACAUGUUGGAGUCGAUGUUUCAGCUGAUUUGGAACGACCUAGACUCCUGCACCCCGAGGCUUGCCGACAACUCCAGGAUCAUGUUGCAGAUGUUUUGUCACAGCUCAGCGGAAGCGACAGCAAGAUGGAGAGAGUCUUGGGGCUCGAUCCAAAUAAGGAUUGGAACUUCUCAACGAUGUUUGGAGCACUGAUCGGCUACCCAGUGCUUUACUGGUACAAAGAAUGCACAGGGAUUGAUUCAAAUUGUCUGUCGUUUGUACCCCUAUGUGUGUAUACUGUGCAGAUCACUCCGGACCAAAAGACAUCAACAGAGAAAUCUAACUUUUCAUCCACUCAAGGAGAUGAGGCACGUGCAAUCCGAGGCACUCAAGUCUCAAGAAACCAACACUCUGUAUACAGCUUCAGCGUUCCCCAAGAACUUGUACAUCACUUUGAGGGUGGUAUUGAUAAUUGGUUCAAGAGACUUCAGGAAACACACAGUAAUCUGGAACUGACUCAUAGUUUAGUGACAUUGCCUGCAGUAGCCCUGUGAAUGAUAUCUUACAGUGCUCGAUUUCAUAGAGCUGCUUCAGCAUAAAAAUAAUCAGCUUAGCACAAUAAAAUGUAUGCUAAGGCUCUUUACGCAAGCAUGUGAAUUCACGAACUGCACGGUACUUUACAGUACUUGAUACCAUGGGGUCGAAGCUCGACUUUUCGAGGUAUCAACGAGAUUACAACGAGCAUUGUAGUAUCUAUAUGUAUGCAGUUUGUGAAUUCGGUGCUUGCGUUAAGAGCCUUGGACAAGGCUAGCCAAACUACCCAGUCACAUUUCUGCUAAAUGAAACUGGGCCCUUGUGAUAGACUUCACUUGAUGCUUUAUAUGUGGCAUGGGGGUACCCCCCCCCCCCCUCCUAUUGUGUUCUGGGAACGUUUCAACUUUCUCGGGAGAUUUGAAGAGGAUUUAAGGGGGAGGGUACUUCUGUACAAGAGGAAAAGAGUGUGUUGGAGUAUGGGAACAUUUUUAUUUUUGUACCCUGUGCCACAUACAAUGUACAUUGUAUCAGGCAUUGUACAUUGCAUGGUUAAACAGCCAAUAAAUGAUGAUCUCAAAUAUAUUUUCUAAUAGCUGCAGUCCAUAGGAAACAUAAACAAAUAUAAGGGGUCUCUAACCUCCAUUAAAACAUGGUAAAAAUGGGGUUUCCUCCAGAACGCUCAAAGCUAAGUUUCUGAAAAAACGCGGGGUCAACAAACCCGCGUGACAAAGGAAUCGUGACGUCUGUGGCGGCUGUUUGAUUUAGAAAAAAGCGCCCUCAGUUUGCCAAAGCUGGAGAACUGUGUUCAAACCAAUUAGGGGAAAAUCGUCACUGGCACUAAGGGGUCAUUAUAAUGCAUUGUUGACUCGGGUUAUUUAUUACUAAAUGCAAGUUUUGAGACUAAAAUGGUUAUUAACCGGUAUUUACGAGGUCCGUUUGGCCAUAAAAAGGUAAUAGUUGAAAUAUUAAGAUCAUCCUUUAUUGGCCGUUUAACAUUGUGUACAGUGCAGGGUGGCAGCUUGCCAGAGUCAAACUUCAUAAAGCUGUUGACCGAAAAAAAGGUGCCUUUUUAGAACAGCUGCACUGAACUAAAAUGGAUUUGCAAUUUAAACCUCGAGGGAAACUGACCGGACUAAAUCUGAAAUAAUUUGGGGUUGAACUGCAUGUAUUCUAACAGAAAUUGACUACAGGGGGACUUGAACCUGCAACUUCCAGAUUAAAAUGCAAGUGUCUUCACCGACUGAGCUACCGUGUAUCUAGCCCUAAUGUUGGUGGUCUCCCUAGUUGACAAAAUGGUCAGACUGCCAGUAUUAGGGCUAGAUAACUUGGAUAGAACUCUGGCACUUUAAACCAGAGGUUGCAUUUAUUGAUGUAGCUCAGUAUACACAAUACACCGAUCCAGUAAGCCCUGCCCACUUACGUAUUGACCAAUCACAACCUGUAUCGCAACCAAAAGUCCAACAAGUAGGUCUGACAUUGCGUGUGCAUAUGCGGGGCGUGCGUGGCAGAGUUGUGCAGAAUGGCAUUGGAGAGGCGCAUGUGUUCUUGCUCACACGUGCGCCGUGGGCGAAGCCUAAUGGAUCGGUCCAUUAUCCCCAGGGAGAUGAAAUGGAAUGAAACAAUUGGUAAUUUUUUGAAAACAAUGAUAAUUUUUGGAAUUGCCCAAUAAAAAUAAGUUUUUAUUUGUUAAAAUCAAAAUACACUUCCACGAUACAUAAAGGCAAGUGGGGUUUAAAAGUUACAAAUAUCAAACUCAAAAACUGUUCAUGUCAAAUAUUAGUAAUUGAAAAAGUUUAUUCAUAAAUUAAAUGCAGAACCAAAUUGUAAAUUCUUUUAAACUUUCGAGAUUCAUUCAAGUCUGGCGUCUUUUGGAUAUAUUCUUACAUUGAUAGAAAAAACAAUACAAGUACAGUUUUUGUUUAAGGAAAUAGUGGAUAGAUUUCUUAGAAUGUGGAUACAAAAGAACUUAGAUACAGAUACAUGUACCGGUAGUCUAAAAGAAUGGAACAUCAACGCCACCGAUACAACCUUAAUUUACAAACACCCAAACAAGUUUGCUUGUGAGCGAGAGGAACACUUGUACAAAAACCAAUGUCACUGAAGCCUAUUUUCCGGUUGAGAUUUCCUCUUGAAUUUUAAAAAGAUGACGAAUAAUAAUACACAAGUUCAUUUACUGGGCUACUAAGCAACUUUUUAACACUUAAAACUGGUAUAAAAAUGCACCAACGAUGACAUCAAAACACUGUUUCCAGAAAAAACCUGAGGCUUAGCAAAGUUACAGUGAAACUUCCACAAUUAAGUUGUAAUAUUUCUUGAAAAAGAAGUGAAAACAAAGUAGAAAGUUUCUAAAACACAUUAGCGUCUCUGUCAGAGGACAAAACUUAUUGACACAAUAAGCACUCCCUUAACACCCAGGUCCGAUACCAACUGCAUCAAGUAAAUAUCAAGAGAAGAGCGUCUUAAAAGAACACCCUUAUAGGCACACAAACCAGACGUGGAAUGACAUGCAGGCCACGGAGGCCAUGGCAUCUGUGCCCCUAAUCUUGGCCUUGGUGCCCUUCAAAAGUUCUCCAUUGACUUUAAGAUAUUCCAAUGGAAGUGCCCUUUGCAAAAUGAAAAUGGCCUGGCCCUUUCAAAAAUGAAAUCCCGACACACACACAAUCCAUUUGACCACCGGAGCAUUCCUCUGGACCGAUAGAUUGUGCCGAACUUCAAGACCUAUCCUACACAACUCUGUACACACGUUGGAAAGUUCAAGCAGUCCAAUGGACUGGUUAAAGUACACAUUAUAAAGACCUUUUCGCAAAUACCCUUUGCGCAAACGCUAACUGUUGAAUGAGGUGCAUGCUGGUGUACCUGCAUGCACCUCAUUCCACCUGCACCCGAACCGUGUAUUUGCGAUAAGGUCUACAGUGGAAUGCUUGUUUGAUCCAACCAAAACAAUUCUACCAGUUUGACAUUGGAGGGGGGGGGGGGAUACUGGGAUACUGUAAGUGUAGACAUAAUUUUGUCAGAUCAGUGCUAUAAGAUUGUAAAUUGCAAUUUCAUAUUCACAGUACUUAUAAUUGAAAGGUCACCGAGUGCAAAAUGCAUUUACUUUUUUACAACAAUUCAAAAUCCAAAAGUAAAUGGUCAAUAAUCAAUUUGGAGACCACUUUUAAUCAAUAAACUCAAUUUACCAGAAGGUCCAAUAACAACCUUAUAGCCCCGAGUAAACGAUUUGUGCUAAAUGUACAAAAGAAGUUAUAAAUAAAGAACAUAAAGAUAACAGUUGUGCACAAUAGGUGUGCAAAUUAACUGCUACGCUAAUUGAUGUACAUUUUGUAUCAGCCAGCACACUGUCCCCCAGAGAAAAAAAGAAUGUUAUUUUGAAAAUGAUACAGCUUGGAUAAAAUUUGCCAAAAUGUUCAUGUUAAUUUUAUAUGAGUUGAAGUGCUUUUGAUCUCGUCUGUGUACGUUAAAAAACUAUGACAGUCUUUCGAAACAGUUUAACCUCCUACUCUGCAGUCCAUAAAAUGUGUAAAUUGACCAACCAUUUGGAAUCAUUAAACUGCAUGUGUUGUGUAUUAUA